UCGAAGGCCCGCCCUCCGCUCGCCCCGCGCGGCAGGCGGGUCCCGCAGACCGGAGAGCGCCCGCGCGGCCCUUCUGGAGGGCGGCGGCCGGGCCGGGAGGGUCUCCGCUGCGGUCGGGCUGCGGGCAGCUCGGGCGGGCCGUGGGCGCCGGAGGUGGAGGAAGACAGGUGCCCCUCCGGCAUGAAGACAGACUCGCUUAGUCGUCAGUCAUUUAAGCUGAGUGCAUUGUGAUUUCCAAUAAUUGAGGCAGUGGUUCUAAAAGCUGUCUACAUUAAUGAAAAGAGCAAUGUGGCCAGCUUGACUAAGCCGCAGCGCGGGCAGGACGGCACCUGGGUCUCGACGGACUUGUGCAUGUUAGCUGUGUAGAUUUAUGUAAGGUUUUUUUUUUCUUUUUUUUUCUUUUUUUUUUUUUUUUAAACUCUGGUCUUUUAAACUAGUCUUAAGCACUUUUACUAUGGAGACGUGUGAGAGCCCCUGUCCUCUCCCGCGUGAGCCCGCAGGAGGAGCAGUCAUGGAGAACCCAGCUUGCCCCCUCCCAGCGCUGCCCCAUGGACAGUCUCCACCACCUCCCCUGCAAACGUCCAGUGAUGCAGAGGUAAUGGACGUUGGCUCUGGUGGUGAUGGACAGGCCGAACCCCCUGCCGAGGACCCGCUCGACUUCUACGGAGCUUCUCUUCUCUCCAAAGGAUCCUUCUCUAAGGCCCGCCUCCUCGUAGACCCGAACUGUAGUGGCCACAGCCCACGCACUGCCCGGCACGCACCUGCGGUCCGGAAGUUCUCCCCUGACCUUAAGUUGCUUAAGGAUGUAAAGAUUAGCGUGAGCUUUACCGAGAGCUGCAGGAGUAAGGACAGGAAGGUGCUGUUCACGGGAGCGGAGCGCGACGCGCGGGCAGAAUGCACCCUGGCCCUUAGCCCUGUCAGUGGAGACGUGCAUGCUUGUCCUUUUGGCGGGAGCAUUGGUAACGGGGUAGGCAUAGGGAGUGAGAGUGCUGAUAAGAAGGAUGAGGAGAAUGAGCUGGAUCAGGAAAAGAGAGUGGAGUAUGCAGUGCUGGAUGAGUUAGAAGAUUUUACUGACAAUUUGGAGCUAGAUGAAGAAGGAACAGGCGGGUUCACGGCUAAAGCGAUCGUGCAGAGAGACAGAGUGGAUGAAGAGGCCUUGAAUUUCUCCUAUGAGGACGACUUUGACAACGAUGUUGAUGCUCUGCUGGAAGAGGGCCUCUGUGCCCCCAAGAAGAGGAGGAUGGAGGAUAAGUACGGAGGAGACAGUGACCACCCGUCCGACGGGGAGACAAGUGUGCAGCCGAUGAUGACCAAGAUUAAAACCGUGCUCAAAAGCCGCGGCCGCCCGCCGACAGAACCGCUGCCCGAUGGGUGGAUCAUGACCUUCCAUAACUCUGGAGUCCCCGUGUACCUACACAGAGAGUCUCGAGUAGUCACCUGGUCCAGGCCCUACUUUUUGGGCACGGGAAGCAUACGGAAACACGACCCCCCUCUGAGCAGCAUCCCCUGCCUGCAUUAUAAGAAGAUGAAGGACAGUGAGGAAAGGGAGCAGAACCGGGAACUCGCCCCUGGUGGGGAGGUGUCCCCUGCCAAGCCCCCGGGCCGAUCUGCGGAGCUGGAGCUCCCCAUGGAAGAGCCCGACUCCUUGGGGGCCGAUUCAGGGCCCCCAGACGAGAAAGACACACUGGGGGCCGAGGCCGCACCCGGGGCCCUGGGGCAGGUGAAGGCCAAGGUGGAGGUGUGCAAAGAUGAAUCGGUUGACCUCGAGGAAUUUCGGAACUACCUGGAGAAGCGCUUCGACUUCGAGCAAGUCACCGUGAAGAAGUUCCGGACAUGGGCUGAGCGUCGCCAGUUCAACAGAGAAAUGAAGCGAAAGCAGGCGGAGUCGGAGAGGCCCAUCCUGCCGGCCAAUCAGAAGCUUAUCACCUUGUCUGUGCAGGACGCGCCCACGAAGAAAGAGUUUGUCAUCAACCCCAACGGGAAGUCCGAGGUCUGCAUCCUGCACGAAUACAUGCAGCGCGUCCUCAAGGUCCGUCCCGUGUACAACUUCUUCGAAUGUGAGAACCCAAGUGAACCUUUUGGUGCCUCGGUGACCAUUGAUGGUGUGACCUAUGGAUCUGGAACUGCAAGCAGCAAAAAACUUGCAAAGAAUAAAGCUGCCCGGGCUACGCUGGAAAUCCUCAUCCCUGACUUUGUUAAACAGACCUCUGAGGAGAAGCCCAAAGACAGUGAGGAGCUGGAGUAUUUUAACCACAUCAGCAUCGAGGACUCACGGGUCUAUGAACUGACCAGCAAGGCCGGACUGCUGUCUCCCUACCAGAUCCUCCAUGAGUGCCUUAAAAGAAACCAUGGGAUGGGGGAUACCUCUAUCAAGUUUGAAGUGGUUCCUGGUAAAAACCAGAAGAGUGAAUAUGUCAUGGCGUGUGGCAAGCACACUGUGCGCGGUUGGUACCCACCGUGGACCUGCCUCCCACCAUCUAGAAACCUCCACAGCCCAGGACACCUUCUGGACACUCCCUGCCCCCACCCCUGCCCUGCAGGAUGCCCCCUCUGUAUGUCUGGAGAUGUGGGUGUAGGGGGUGGGAGGCUUUGUGAACCAUGGCCUUGGUUGUGUUCCGACCUCAGGGCAGAGAUGUUGGGACGAGGUGUUCCCUUGGAUGUCUUGGUGUUUGUGACUCCCUCCCUGCGUUUCCUCACAGGUAAGAAUAAGCGAGUCGGGAAGCAGUUAGCCUCUCAGAAGAUUCUUCAGCUUCUGCACCCGCAUGUCAAGAACUGGGGGUCUUUGCUGCGCAUGUAUGGCCGUGAAAGCAGCAAGAUGGUCAAACAGGAGACUUCGGACAAGAGUGUGAUUGAGCUGCAGCAGUUUGCCCGGAAGAACAAGCCCAACCUGCACAUCCUGAGCAAGCUGCAGGAGGAGAUGCGUAGGCUGGCGGAGGAGAGGGAAGAGACGCGGAAGAAGCCCAAGAUGUCCAUUGUGGCCUCUGCGCAGCCUGGUGGUGAGCCCCUGUGCACUGUGGAUGUGUGAGGUGGUGGCCAGGCUCAGGGGCCGCCUGCUGGGGAGACCUCGCCUGCUCACUCUGCGGCCUUGAGCCUUCAGUCUAAGGGCCUCCCCACCGCUGUGUUUCUGAGGCCGGAGACAGCCAGGGCUAUGCCGCUUUUCCCUGGGGGCCACCCACGGGUCUGGGUGGACGUGCUGAAGCAUCAACUCACCUACCGCACAGGUGGAAGCUGAACAUGCGGAGGUCGCUGUGGACCUCUGCUUGUGCGGACUUGAUACAGACCGGUUUUAUGAAGGUUUUCAUGAAUUUUAGUACAUAACACGCACUGACAAGAAGUGAUGGCAUGAAAUGGGAAGGCCCCAUGCCCAGGGCUCCCAUAGGCACCAGAGGAGCCUGGUUAGAAGGCACACAGUAGCACCCCAUCCCCUUCCCCACCUCCUGUGCAUUCCUUUUUUCCUCUGAAAAAGUUGGACUAUUUCAGACCCUUUUGGUUUAAAAUAAACACGGUAGCAGAACUAUUUUUCAGAGGUUGCAGGAAAACCAUCAAGGUGACUAUUCUUUACCUUGAAAUGCAUUGCCAGUGGGUGAAGGUGCCUAUCCCUGCCUGGCUUGGGGUGUGGUCCUUUCUGAGUAAGUCUUAAUGCCCCCCCCCUCCCAACAUGCCUUCUCAGACACUGAGGCCCCUCACCUUUGCUGGCCUCUGUUAACUUUUUACUAAAAUUUUGCAGUUAAGUCUGUCUGUCUGCCCAUUGAUUUUUAAAGCUUUUAUGAUAUUUUAGAGUUUGGAGAAACUUUUACAGUGAGAGUAGAAAAUAGAUUUGGAAUCAUGUAGCAGAUAUGAAAAUUAAUGCAUUUUAGCUCACAAACUUAUUUAAAAAGGAAACAAGGACUUUCAGUGCAGUGCAUUCUGUCACAUGCUGGAGUGCAUCUCUAGAGCUGGUGUGAGCAUGUGGGGGUGGCACUGGAUUUUAAGAGCAGCUGCCCUGUGCAGCCAGUCCUGGUAACCAACCAGGUGACCCCUGUGGACAGGUGUGGGGUAGGUUGUCCCCACUCGUCCUGGGACACACUGGGACUCCUGGCCCUCAGGGCCUUUGGAGGGUGCAGUGUGCCCUCUUGGCACUUCCCCCAUGGAUAGUGUUGGUGGCUGUUUUCAGGAAGAUGUUUUUCUUCCCUCACUUGCCCUGUGACCAGGGUGGCUCCAGUGAUCUUUAUAAAACUCACAAAUCAAGUUGCUGUAAUUACACACUUGCUUGUGUCUUGCCCCAUCUGCAGUUGUGAAUAAUCAUUUGACUGUAACUGCCCUUAAAACAGCCAGAUGCGCCAUUGUGAACCAAAGCUUUGUGCACACUGGAGGCGAGUAAGCCUCACCUUGCCCCCCCCCCCCCCAAGUCCUUCCUUCCUGUCCCCUGUGUGGGUGCAAGUGUCCUGUGAACACAGCCAUGCUGUUGGGGCAGAAGGCAGGGAGGGCCUGUGCUGAGGUCACCUCCAUGUGGCCAACACCCUUUGCAACCUCCCAGGGGGUGGCUGGGCCAUAGCUCUAAAGAUGAGCCUGGACUGUCUGAACACAUAAAACUGUCUAAAAGGAAAA
Molecule: messenger RNA, 4587 nt
Organism: Phacochoerus africanus (Common warthog)
Lineage: Eukaryota; Metazoa; Chordata; Mammalia; Artiodactyla; Suidae
Gene: DGCR8
Product: DGCR8 microprocessor complex subunit
Exons: 14
Coding region: 455-3025 (856 amino acids)
Biological process (GO): primary miRNA processing
Cellular component (GO): microprocessor complex
Molecular function (GO): primary miRNA binding; double-stranded RNA binding; heme binding
Source: RefSeq, a predicted model, not a curated record